AUGUGCACCAACCUACAAAUUAUAUUAUCAAUAUACCACAUGAUUUUUAUCGCUUUUAUUUUUUACAAUGAUAUUAGAGGAUAAAGAGAUUUUCCUAAUAAUAAAAACAGAAGAUAAAGAAACUUGAAUUAGUUUUCAUGGUAGUCAAUUUAAAAGAGAAGGAUAAUUAAUUAGCUGAAUUUUAUUUUAUUUUUUGUCUUUUUUACGUCUUAUUAAUCUUUUCCUAUUUAUUUAAUUAUUGCUAACUAAGUAAAAUAGUAAUGUUUUUAUAUUUUUAUAUUUUUUAAUGAGAAAUAUUGUUAAUUUCUGAAAAAAUAUUUCAUGAAUAAUUUUCUAUAAAAAUUAAAUAAAUAAAAAAACACUCACAAAGAACAGUAACCUGACUAGACGAGCUGCAAUCUUAUCCUUCCCUACAAUUACUCCCUGCAGGUUCAGUCUGUUAUGUGUUUGAGCCUUUGAAAAGAUCUUUCUGUUAGGAUUUCUUUCCCAAGAACAACAAACAAGGGAUGAAGAAGAAAGCCCUAAACUUUACUCCUCAACUUCAAAAGUUCAACUAGCAUUGCACCCCCAACAACACUUUCAAAUUAGAAAAAAGAACUGUUCUUUUUUCUUGGAAAUCUUGGAAUAAGAAGAUAUGCAGUCUAAUUUUGACAUAUCAGAGAUUGGUAACCAGCAACACUUGAUGGAUAUUAGUAAUUCUUGCUCACCAAUUUUGCCCAUGUUCAAUCAUCAGAAGCAAAACCCCCACCACCCCCAUUUCAAUCAACAACUUGAGCAGCCUGAGCCAUAUCAUAUCAGUCACCUUGUUCAUCCCACUCCCAUUACCCACGACUUGUUUCAACGCCAGCAUCUUCAAGCAUUGCAGCAGCAAGGAAGGUUGCACUGGCAGCUGGGUCCUGUAAAUUUCAAGCUUGGUCUCAAUGAGAACAGUGGAAAUGGAGAAAGUGCUCUGCUUGGCGCUGGUUUGUUUGAUGAUGAAAAUGGAGACGACCCUCGAUUGCUUCAGAGUCGAAUGCAUAACUUAGGAUUCAAAAGUUGGCAAACCCAUGAACCCAUGUGCUGGAAGCCUCUCGAUGCAGCAAUUCCCGAGACCAACAGAAAGCAGAAGGAAGCCAAUGAAGGAGAUAUAUGCAAGGACUUGGAGAACAAAUACAGGCUCUAUGGUGAGCUUGAAGCAAUCUAUAGCCUUGCAAAGAUGGGCGAGGCUAAUCAAACGGGCUCUGGCUCUGCACUCACUGGUGAAAACUCCCCUAAAAAUGUAGACUUGCCUGUGCCUUUUUGUGAUCCACAUGACCUCAAUGUUGCUCCAACUGCUCAAGUUAGGGUGGAUAAUGGGUCGGAAGCCUCCAUCGGAGAAGAGUCUUCGCCGAGGAAGAUUGAGAAGAGGAAGAGAAAGAGGACAAUGAAGAAACAAUUAAGUUCAGUGAUUAGCUUCUUUGAGAGCUUGGUGAAGCAGGUUAUGGAUCACCAAGAGAAUCUUCAUAAGAAGUAUUUGGAAGUGAUUGAAAGAAUGGAUAAAGAGAGGAGGGAGAGAGAAGCUGCAUGGAGAAGUCAAGAGGCUGAAAACCAUAAGAGAGAAGCCAUUGCCAAAGUCCAUGAACAGGCUCUGGCUUCAAGCAGAGAGGCACUCAUUGUUUCUUACAUUGAGAAAAUCACUGGCCAAAGAGUCAAUCUUCCUUCAAGGCAAGCCCCAUUGUUGUUGCAGCCUGAUAAUUUAAAUGAACCCCCAGUGGAGGAAUUGACACCCUUCAAAAUUGAUCACACAAAUAGCAGAUGGCCUCAAAGUGAAGUUAAGGCAUUGAUUCUAGUGCGAAGUAGUAUAGAAUCAAAGUUUCAGGAACCAGGGGUGAAAGGGCCUGUUUGGGAAGAGGUCAGUGUUUUAAUGGGUUCAAUGGGUUAUCAAAGGAGUGCCAAAAGGUGCAAACAAAAGUGGGAGAACAUCAACAAGUACUUUAGAAAAACCAAAGACAGUGCCAAAAAGCGUCCUCAUAAUUUCAAAACUUGCUCGUAUUUUAAUCAGUUGGAUCAGCUGUACUCAGGAACACCCAUCACCGCCCCUUCAUCUUCGUCUUCCUAUUAUUCUAGUAACCCUUCAGCUAGCAUGGAUGAUAACAUUCCAAAGCAAGGUUUUUCAGAUCUUUUGGAAGCCUUCGUUGCAGGGAGAGAGGCAGGAGUUGCACAUAAUCUGUCUAGUGGCAAUUUUGAAAUCUCUGAAAUGGGGUCCAAUAGGUUGGAUUUUGAUGGCAUUAUUGGUGGUAAGGUAGAAGAUGUGCAAGGAGACCUUGUGAAGGAGAAGGAAAACCGUGAGGAUGACGAGAACGUGGAUGAAACGGAAGAUACUGAUGAUGAUGAUUCUGAUGAAUGAGGUAGAGCAUGACCAUCAGACAGAAAUAGAAAGAUGAAAUGUAAUUGGAAGGCAAGGCAUGCAUGCACACAGAGACUCAGCAUAUUCAAUCGAGCUGUUGCAUUAACAAUUAUAAGCUCUGAAUCUGAAAAUGAGUGACCUUUUUUGCAACUUGUACGUGGAGGUGGACGCAUCAGAAUUGAAAUUAAUAUUGUUUUUAUUUAUUUAUAAUGUUUGGCUUUACUCAAUCUAGAAAUGCCAACAGAAAAGAAAAAUAACAAAGAUGGUAGGGUUUGUGGCUGAGAUAAAAGGUUUUUUUUUUUCCCCACUUGCAAACGAAACGACCACAAAUUUCCAAAGACGUAGUCGUUAUAUAGUUCUUGCUGUGAGGGACCCCAAUUCAGUGGGUUUAAGUAGAUAGAUCCAAGUCUAACACAGUUGUUAUCGUCUGAUCUGAUGUUUUGUUGUAUUUGUUCGGAAA
Molecule: messenger RNA, 2825 nt
Organism: Prunus persica (peach)
Lineage: Eukaryota; Viridiplantae; Streptophyta; Magnoliopsida; Rosales; Rosaceae
Product: trihelix transcription factor GTL2
Exons: 3
Coding region: 635-2365 (576 amino acids)
Source: RefSeq, a predicted model, not a curated record